Thamnophis sirtalis is the source of this 2227-nucleotide messenger RNA. NCBI's taxonomy places the organism in Eukaryota, Metazoa, Chordata, Lepidosauria, Squamata, Natricidae. The record is from RefSeq and is a predicted model, not a curated record.
CAAGAGGCAGUGGCAGAAAAUUGACAUGGGCAAACAACAAAUAUGGAACUUGCUGAAUUUCAAGUCUACAAUAAAAUCGAUCAAUAAAGUUCCACAGAACAUGAUGCAUUCUACACCUGUGAUUUUUAACCUAAAAAAUAAGUGUCAGGAUAUGAGAAAUUUUCCAGUAUUGGAAGGUGAAAUCCCAUCAUUCUGUAGACAUAUAUUUGAGGGAAAUAUGAAGAACAGCGAAACAUGUAUUCAAAGAUAUUCAGAGCUGUCUGAGAAGAUCAGCAAAAGCAGAACAAAAAGUGCAAUAUUGAUUCAUACACAGAGGACAAAGAAAUUGCUUGUUCACGAACGCUUAAAAUUGCUUCUUGAUGAUGAAUCUUUUCUUGAGCUUUCUCCUCUUGCAGGGCUUAAUAUGCCGUAUGGUGAUGUUCCUGCUGGGGGAUGUAUCACUGGAAUUGGAAGAAUAUCUGGAAUCUGGUGUUCUUUCAUGGCAAAUGAUUCAUCAAUAAAAGGUGGAACCAUUUAUCCUGUUACCUUGAAGAAAAUACUAAGAUGUCAAGAAAUAGCAAUUAAAAAUAAACUUCCAUUUGUCUACUUAGUAGACAGUGGGGGAGCAUUCUUGCCACUUCAGGCUGAGCUGUUUGCUGACAAAUUCCAUGGCGGCCGAAUGUUCUAUAAUCAGGCUGUAAUGUCUGCACUGAAAAUCCCUCAGGUGUCAGUUGUAUGUGGCUCUUGUACUGCUGGAGGUGCUUAUACUCCUGUGAUGUCAGAAGAAACAUCCAUUGUAGAUAAAAUUGGGACAGUGUUUCUCGGUGGUCCCCCUUUAGUUAAAGCAGCCACAGGAGAAGAUACUAAUCCUGAGGAAUUAGGAGGAGCCAGUUUGCAUGCUAAGGUCAGUGGCUGUGUUGAUCAUUUUGCAUCUUCUGAAAAAGAAGCAUUUGAAUAUAUUAAAAAUGCUAUUUCAACACUGAAUUAUGUAAUUCCCAUAGAAGAGAUUCCAGAAUUUGAUAAUCCCUUGUAUGGUGAUGAUGACCUCCUAGGACUUGCACCACAAGAUUAUAGUUACACAUUACAUAUAAAAUUGAUUCUGAGUCGGAUAAUAGAUGGCAGCAGAUUCCAAGAAUUCAAAGCUAAUUAUGGUAUAACUUUGGUAACAGGAUUUGCCUACAUAGAAGGUGAACUAAUUGGAAUAGUGGCUAACAAUGGUGAGCUGACACACAAUGCUUCUCUGAAAGGUUGCCACUUCAUACAGCUUUGUAGCCAAAGAAACAUUCCUAUUCUGUUUCUCAUGAAUACUGUUCCAUGUACUGCAGAGGCAACCAAUCCCAUACAGGCAGAAGAUCAAGCUAACAGGUUAAAGGCACAGGCCUCCAUGAUGGCUGCAGUUGCCUGUGCCUCUGUACCAAAGAUAACAUUUGUGAUUGGUGGCUGUUUAGGAAGUGAAAGUUAUGCUAUGUGUGGAAGAUCGUUUGAUCCAAACUUUCUGUUUCUUUGGCCGAAUGCAAGAAUUGCUCUUGUGGAUUCAAGACGUAGUUUCACAUUCAAACAGCUAUGGAACAAUAACAAUUCAGAACCAGAAAUAGACUUAAAAGUAUUAAAAGAAAAGCUGCAAAAGGAAAGUAAUGCUUUUUACUCUUCUGCCAGGAUCUGGGAUGAUGGAGUAAUCUUGCCCCAGAAUUCAAGGAAGGUUAUUGGACUAUGUUUAAGAAUUAUGAAGCAACAAAGAUACCGGAUAGUGUCCAUGCAACAAUCUUCUUUUCCUAUCAUGAGAAUGUAAGCAAGUAAAAGUACAGACACUCUCAAGUCAACCUUGACUCCUCUACCCACUAUGACACAUCCAUCUAUGAUCUUGGCAACAAUAUAAAAGAAAAGCUACUGACUUUCUUCCAAAAUGUACUUUUUACUUCCCAAUGUAACUCCAAUGUUAGAAUACUAUUAUGUAGAAUUUAUAUAAUCAGGAAAUUAUUUUUAAAGUCUCAAAAAUUUAAAGCAAUUGACACUAAAUUUUUCAACUUUGGAAAACACUUCAAAAAUGCCAAAGACUAGCAACCAGCACCUCAAUCCUUAUAAGAGAUUAAUCCAGAAGUUCAAAAUGUAUAUAUGUGCCAGAAGUAAGGAAUAUACUUUUUAAGGGAUCUUCUCAUAUCUUUUCACCAACAUAUAGCAUUUAGACAUAUACCACUUCACAGUGCUUUACAGCCCUCUCUAAGCGGUUUACAGAGUCAGCAUAUUAUUC